Messenger RNA from Ilex paraguariensis (yerba mate), 2569 nucleotides. The record is from the annotation of a GenBank genome assembly. Lineage: Eukaryota; Viridiplantae; Streptophyta; Magnoliopsida; Aquifoliales; Aquifoliaceae.
AAAAUGAAGAAGUGAACUUGGUACAUUGCAAGACUCAAGAUCAAGUUGCCGACAUUUUUACAAAGCCAUUGAAGCAUGAUGUGUUUAGAAAAUUGAAAAUGAUGCUAGGCAUGAGAACUCAAGGAAUUGAGUUUAAGGGGGGAUGUUAGUUUUAUAAACUCUAUUUUUUAAGGGGUAUUUUUGGGUAUUGAAAAGUCAUGGUAUUUGAAGUGAUAUAUACCAGAAGUGUCCAGAAUAUUUUUGAGAAGUCUAUUCAUGUAUUUGGGAGACUUAUUCAUGUAUGGUUGCAUGGAAAGUUGAACAGUUUUUUUCUUGGGGAUAACCAGCCAUAAAGUGGCCAAAUUUAGAGUGUUUUGGCUGGGAAAAAUCAAUAUAAAAGGGGCCGGAGUUACUGCCCAAAAUAGAGAGUCUCUGUGCAGAAAAAUAGAGAGGAAAAAGUGAGAAAAACAGUGUGUUUGCUGCCUGAAAAAAACAGCAGCUUGUUCAUGAGCAGAAGUUCUAUUUCUUUGUAUUUUCUUGAGUGUUUACUGCUGAAAAAUUCUGAUAAGUUGCUCCCCAUGUAUUCCUUGAUAUUGUGAUCAUAUUUGAUGAAAUAUAGAGAUGUUUCUUGAGUGAAAUUAGUGUGGAAGUGGAGCAGUUUUUCAUCCUCUAUUUUUGUGCUCUUUAGUAGUUUUUUUUUUGCUUCUAAUUCCCAACAAGCAUGAUGUCUUUGUCGGUUUGUUUGAUAAUGCAAUCUCCUUGAGCAAUAUGUUUCUGAUUUUAUUCUCUAGAAAAAAACCUGUUGGUUAUGUUGGCAGCUUCCUGAGUCUUUCUAAAUCCUUUUGUUGGUAAGGAAGAACUUUCAACAUCAUACUGAUGUACUUUCAUGGGCACACACUAAUCACUACCUCCUCUUCCAUGGCUAGACAUAUGGCUGCCACUGUACGUACCUGCCACAGAUCAAUUGCAUGUGCCCUAUAACCUAGAGGAUGUGUGUCUGCACCAGCUAGCACAUUUUGUAUACUGGUGUGUAUACAUUGAGAAUUUGCAUUUUGAGAUUAGUCGCUAAGAACAUUGUAAUUUAUAGCUUCUCCAUUAUCUAUUGAAAACAAUGGCAUAUCUCAUUUAAAGUUCAAUGACUUAUGCCGCACUUAUAGCAUAGAACUGCAUGUCUACUCAAAACCAAAAAAAGGAUUGCAUGUUCUAGAAUUGAUUAUUUUGUUUCCCAAUACUAAAUUCUGGCUGGAUGGAAGUUAACACUAAUUUCUGCUGGUGGUACAUUCUUCAGCACACUCUUCAAAUGGCCCAUUCUUCUCUGGAUGAGAUGUCAGAAUCUGGUGCUUUCAUGAGAACGCCUUCAUCUUUCCGUAAUUUGAUUUCACAAGACCCAAAUUCCCCUUUCCCAGUAGAAGCUGGAAGAUAUCAUCUAUAUAUAUCAUAUGCUUGUCCCUGGGCAUCCAGGUGCCUUGCUUAUUUGAAAAUCAAAGGGCUUGACAAAACCAUCAGCUUCUCAUCUGUCAAACCAAUAUGGGGGAGAACAAAGGAUACUGAUGAGCACAUGGGUUGGGUUUUCCCAGCUUCAGAUACGGAGGAACCAGGAGCUGAGCCUGACCACUUGAAUGGGGCAAAAAGUAUAAGAGAACUUUAUGAGUUUGCAAGUGCACAUUACUCUGGGAAAUAUACAGUUCCUGUUCUUUGGGACAAGAAACUCAAAGCUAUUGUGAAUAACGAGAGUUCAGACAUAAUCCGCAUGUUUAAUACUGAAUUCAAUGAUAUAGCAGAGAAUGCAAGUUUAGAUCUUUAUCCUCCUCACUUGCAAGCCCAAAUAAGUGAAGUAAAUGAGUGGAUAUACGAUGCGAUAAAUAACGGUGUUUAUAAAUGUGGGUUUGCUAAGAAGCAAGGGCCUUAUGAUGAGGCUGUAACUAAAUUGUAUGAAGCUUUGGACAAGUGCGAGGAGAUACUCGGCAAGCAGCAAUACAUAUGUGGCAACUCACUGACUGAAGCGGAUAUUCGUCUGUUUGUGACCCUUAUAAGGUUUGAUGAGGUUUAUGCGGUUCACUUCAAGUGCAACAAGAAGCUGUUGCGGGAGUACCCGAGUCUGUUCAAUUACGCCAAGGACAUUUUCCAAAUCCCUGGCAUGGGUAGCACAGUCAACACGGAACACAUCAAGAAGCACUAUUAUGGAAGCCAUCCUUCAAUUAAUCCGUUUGGAAUUAUUCCCCAAGGCCCAGAUGUUGACUUUUCCGCUCCUCAUGACAGAGAUAGGUUUUCCAAGUCGAUUUAAAAAGCCUUGCUUAGUGCACAAGGCCCGGUUGUUAUGGGGUUGAAAAAGAGUCAGAUUUUCUACGCAGUUUGUUUGUGCAAUAAUGUGAAACUAUUUUAGUAGUUUGGGUUUUAUGUGCACAAGGCCCUGUUAUGGGGUCUAAGAAGAGUCAGAUUUUCUACGCAGUUUGUUUGUGCAAUAAUGUGAAACUAUUUUAGUAGUUUGAGUUUUAUAUUGUUUCAAAUAAAUCCUUCUAGGCUCCGUAAACGAAGGAAAGGCAUGUAAGAUUAUUGUGUUGAAAGGGGUAAUCUACGGUCUAUAUCAUUU